GCGCGAAAGUUUGCACCAAAACAACAUGUUGCAACAUGUAGCGCGUAGGUGAUCAACUGGCAAUUUUUUUCUGUACAUAUUUUCCAUUCUUGUGAUCAAUGCGUCUUUUUGAAUCACUUUUGCAUCUCACUUUGCUUUAUUAUUACAUGAAUACACAGAAUUGGAAAGGUGUAGGAAUAGACAUCAGAAGAAAGGCCGAAAUUGUGAAACCCCAGUGCAUUGUCCACCCACUGAGUCGGUGGGCUUGUAGCGAUUUACAUGACAGAUUGCAGUCGGCUUUCCCAGACAAACAAACGCAGCGGCCUCCCUUUUGUAUGGAUAUUGUGUAUUUGACGGUAGGCUACAAAAAUCGCUGUGAUUAUCAUGGAAAUCGGGACAUCCAUUGUCAAGCAUCUUGCCUAAAUCGCCACCAGACAUAGCCCAGACAUUUGUUACAGUUGUAACACCGAUCCUGACUGAAUAAGUAGCAGGAAAAUACGUUCUGAGAUUUUUGAGAAUCCUUCCACAACAAGAAUGACGUUCAUGACGUGGGACGUGGACCCCAUCGUUACGCAGCACAUCUACGAUGACCUGGGUGUACGGGAGAUCCUGGUGGACGAUGACAUUGUAGAGAAACUCCGUCCCACCCCUCCCAUCAUGGUCAACAAUGGACUCUUCCCACCCAAGCCCCGAAAGGUUGAGACAGUCCACUCCCACCCCGGGGAGAGCAGACUUCGCCCCCUGCAACAGACCACACCCUGUCGCUGGAUGUCACGGAAACACGACAGGCAGAAAAAUGAUUCAACUAUGGGUCAAGUUCCCUGGGAGAGAUUGUCAGACGAGCUGCUCCUGUCUGUCUUCAGCUGGCUCAACAAACGGGACCUGUCCAGGUGCAUGAUGGUCUGUAGUAGAUGGCAUAACGUAGGUUUGGAUGAGUCUUUGUGGGGGAGAAUAGAUCUGUCAGGCAAGGCCCUGCGGCCUGCAGCUCUAGGCUAUCUGGUGGCCCGAGGGGUGACUGUUCUGAGGCUAGCCAGAACAGAUGUCUGCUCCCCAGUCUUCCAUGAUGAGAUGGGGCUCAACUGUCUGUCUGUCCAGGAAUGCCCCCUGAAGCUGCAGUAUUUGGACCUGUCCAUGUCUAACAUUGAGGCGUCAUCAGUGAACGAGAUCCUGCGGCUGUGCAGUAGACUUGUCAAACUCAGCCUGGAGUCCUGUAGUGUGUCAGGGGAGACACUCAGAUACAUUGGUCAGUGCUCUGACCUGGACACCCUGAACCUAGCCAUGUGUACAGGUAUAGGGGAGGACCACGAGGCCAUGGCUUACAUGAUGCAGCAGUGUAACAAGCUGAAGAGUCUGAAUAUUGCCUGGACAAAUCUCAAUUACCCCACACUAGCUGCUGCUGUAAGUAACCUUCCCAGGUGUCUUGAACACCUGAACCUGAGUGGAUUCAGAAGUCUCCUCACGGAUGAAGCUGUGUAUAUGGUGGUGCAGAGAUGUCCAGGUCUUAUUGAGUUAGAUGUCAGUGACAGUAGCCUGCUGACCCCCACCACCCUGGAGACUCUCAUCAACGGCCUCCCGUCCCUCAGACACCUGGCUCUCAGCCGCUGUUAUCACAUCAACACAGCCUACCUAGUGAAUCUUGGUGCCAUGCCCAAGUUGGCCACGUUAGAAGUCUUUGGUAUCCUGUGUGAGAUCGGCAUCGCUAAUCUAAAGGAACUCCUGCCACGCGUGAAGGUGAACACACGGCUCUUCAGCACCGUGGCGCGCCCAACCACCGGCUACCGCUGGACGUCCAUAUGGGGACUCAAGUGUCCCAAUAUGUAGAGUCAAAAGCCUUUUAGAAAUCAAUGACUUAGGAAGAAAGUAAAGUCACAAUAUGCCAAAUAGCAGAUACUCAACCAAAUGGAUAUGAUUUGGGAUGCCUAUCCUUCAUUGGCAUAUGAAGGUCACAAUGAUUUGAAAAUUACUCUUGACUAAAGGAAAACAUGUCAGCAUUAUUUUGAGUAUUUGCUGAUCUUGCCAUGAAGCAGAUUUUGUAUGUAGGAUUAGAAUGCAAUAAUGUAGCAAAUUGAGAAGAUACAUGUCAUGUCCACUAAAGCAGUAUCUGCAUGUUCUUUUAAUCGUUCCACAAACCACAUUAAUCAAAAAUAUUCCAAUGAAAUGUUAAAACAUUCUAUAUCAAAGGUAAAUUCCAUUGUAAACUUUUCAAGUAAAAAUUUGUAUUUCUGUCAUACUUGAAAAUUGUAUAUAGCUUCUUAUUUUGAUAUUGUCUGAUUGUAAAACUAGAUAGCAAGAUUGUACUGUAAUGAAUACAUGUAUGUGCAUUAGCUAUUACUUUCUGCCAUUGAGGAAAUUGUUAUUAUUGAUACAAUUUGCUUUGUCAACUAAUUUGGUGCUCAGUUUUAAAUUUUGAAUUCUUAGAAUGUUCAAAUUUUAGCUUCUUUGGUAAGUUGUAGUGUUCUUCUCACGGAGAGGGCUGAUGUUAGGCCAUCUGGUAGUUGGACUAAUUUCUUAGAGUUGGGUAAAUUUGAUAUGUUAUAGACAUUUUUGUUUAACUUUUGUUUGAGUUCAAGUUAAAAAAAUACAUGUUACUGUUUGUAUUACUGAUGUCACAGCAGUGUUGCUCUUAUUGUUGCUAGUUUAUGAAUUAAUUGCUACAAUCAUGGUUCGAAUUGGAUAUAUGUAGGCAAAUGCAGUAUUUGUGGUCCGAGGAACAAUAUUCCUAGCAAGCUAUUUGUUUCUUAUUGCUUCUCCCAAGAACUAAGAAGCACAGAAGAAACUUUCCCUUGCCCCUGUUGUGCAAAGAAUGUUUUUGUGUAUCAUCCCUCUCAAUGCUGCAAUGUUUGUUAUUAAGGUUUCUUUAGAAUUUUGUUUUUUCAGAGGGAGAUUUAUACAAUAUAUGGUGAUGGGGAAGUGAAUUUAUCUGUAGAGGUAGAGAAGAAAGAUUUAUGAGUAGUACAUGUA
Molecule: messenger RNA, 2940 nt
Organism: Branchiostoma floridae (Florida lancelet)
Lineage: Eukaryota; Metazoa; Chordata; Leptocardii; Amphioxiformes; Branchiostomatidae
Product: S-phase kinase-associated protein 2-like
Exons: 12
Coding region: 514-1800 (428 amino acids)
Biological process (GO): SCF-dependent proteasomal ubiquitin-dependent protein catabolic process
Cellular component (GO): SCF ubiquitin ligase complex
Molecular function (GO): protein binding
Source: RefSeq, a predicted model, not a curated record